Heterobilharzia americana is the source of this 291-nucleotide messenger RNA. NCBI's taxonomy places the organism in Eukaryota, Metazoa, Platyhelminthes, Trematoda, Strigeidida, Schistosomatidae. The record is from the annotation of a GenBank genome assembly.
AUGUUGUUUAUUUUCUUUGGUCAGGUUUCAGCUACAUUCGCAGCUAGGCUUGUCAGUUUACCUGCAAUCGGAGCUUAUCUAGGUCGAGUGUGUAGUGAAGAACUUGUUGUAGCAUUGGCUACAGCUAUUGCAUUUCUAGAUAUUUGUUUUAUUCUUGCCUGUGUACCUGAAUCCCUCCCUGAAAAAGUACGUGUUGGUCAUUUGUGCUGUGUAUCUGCACUGGGUGGACCGACCAGUAAAUUCUCAUGGGGUAAAGCUGACCCUUUUGCAGUAAGACCUAGUUGUUAUUAG